This is a messenger RNA of Dermacentor andersoni, 3156 nucleotides long. RefSeq names its product phosphatidylinositol glycan anchor biosynthesis class V (gene PIG-V). Gene Ontology annotation, cellular component: mannosyltransferase complex; endoplasmic reticulum membrane. Gene Ontology annotation, molecular function: GPI mannosyltransferase activity; alpha-1,6-mannosyltransferase activity. Gene Ontology annotation, biological process: GPI anchor biosynthetic process. The record is from RefSeq and is a predicted model, not a curated record. Lineage: Eukaryota; Metazoa; Arthropoda; Arachnida; Ixodida; Ixodidae.
CUUGGCCGCCAUGUUUUGUGGCUGACGGUUUCGCUCAUGGGCGCGAUGUUUGUAAACACACGGUGAACAAUGAUGUUGCGCCACUAAAUUACAGAAGAUGAAUUCCAGUGUAGUGGUGCUCGCGCUAUUCUCCCGUUUCGUAAUAUUUCUGCUUCAGGUGGCCUUCAACUGGGCAGUGCCUGACCACAACGCGGACGCCUUUCGUUCACCCUGGCCCGCGAGCAGGGACCUGGGAGACCGCCUCGUCUCGUGGCUCUUCGGUGGCCUGACGCGCUGGGACAGCCAGUACUUCUUGCACAUCGCCGAGCACGGCUACACGUACGAGCAGACGUUGGCCUUCUUCCCGCUGUUCCCGUGGCUUGUCCGUCAGACCGCUGACGGCCUCGUCGACCCGCUCACGAGUGUCUACCUGUCGCGUCACAGCGUGCUCGUUCUCAGCGGCGUUCUCGUCAACGCGUCCUUUUUCGUCGUCGCCGCUGUGGCUCUGCACCGUCUGACCCACCAGCUCUUCUCCAAGGAGCACGCUGACGAGGCGGUCCUCCUGUUCUGCUUCAACCCUGCCUCCAUCUUCUUCAGCGCCUGCUACAGUGAAUCCGUAUUCGCAGCUGUCAGCUUCUUGGGCCUACUGUUGCUCGAGCAAAACAGGCCGAAUCUGGCGACGCUGUUCUUCUGCCUGGGCGGCCUGGUUCGGUCCAACGGGUUUCUGUCGGCUGGAUUCCUGCUCUAUUCCGGCUUCGUCUGUGGGUUGACACCUGUCAGGUCGGUCUUCAGGGCGGCGUUCUGCUUCCUGCCGUUUCUCCUGUUCCAGUGUUAUGCGUGGUCGCUUUUCUGCAUACCCGACUACUCCCAGAGAUUCUCUGCUGCAAUCCUGAAUCAAGCAGCUGAGUCAGGGUUUAGGCUGGCCGGCCGCAAUGCUUCUAAGUGGUGUUCGAAUCUAAUUCCUUUCUCCUACGGAUACGUCCAGUCACACUACUGGGAUGUUGGUUUUCUCAUGUAUUAUCGCCUGAAGCAGCUGCCCAAUUUCGUUCUUGCUUUGCCAGUUGUCAUAGUUAUCCUGCACUCCUCGGCCUCUGCCCUAAAGCGCUGCAGUGACAAGCGACACAUUCCAUACGUUUUGCAUGCUGUUGGUUUUCUUGCUAUCACAGUUCUCUUUGCAAAUGUUCAAGUGGUGACUCGGCUGAUUGCUGCUUCAAGCCCAGUGUUGUAUUGGACAGCGUUUUUCGGACCCAGUCGAGUCGAAAGAAAGUUUCGCUCAGUUGUCUGGGCAGAUGUAGCAGUCAACUUGUGGCAAAGUGAUACUCAUUCAAAGCGUAUUGUCACAUACUUUGUGGCUUAUGGAGUUUUGGGGACGGCUCUGCAUGUAAAUUUUUUACCAUGGACAUAAAAAAUUAAGUUGCAUGUUUCAUCAAAGAGUUGUGAUAAGUUUUACGUCAUGAUAUGUUUAUACUUAAAAUGCCGGGGAUGAAACCCUCUCAUUUUACGUCCUUACUAUGUCACAAAAUCCUCUGUGAUUUUCUAUAAUCAAUACCGAGCAAAUCACAUCUAACAUUUCUAUGAGGUUUCAGGUUUCAGGGUGAGUUCCACAGAAUUAGGCAAAGUGCAAGAAGUUGCAUGAAUGGAUAGGUUUCCCAUUUAAUUACAGGUUGUAAUAUAGCUUCAUUGACACCUCUAGUACCUGCUAAAAUAUUCUUGUCAAGGAAUUCUGUUCAAGGUUAUCUGAGGAUGUGUAUUGAUAGCCUUUUCUGGGGCCAGCAUUGUUGCCAAUUUUUGUUUCAGCUUUUAGCUCACUGAAGACGCAGGGACAGUUUAUACAGACGUAGAUGAAGCGCUCACUUCCAACAAUUGUUUAUUUUCACAAGCAUCACACACAUAUAUAGGAGAUAAACAACAGCUUGCGCAAGCGCAUUUGUACAAUUUCAUAAAUCGUGACAUGAAGCAUGAAUUAUCUCAAAGCAGCAAAUGAUGAUAAAGCCAAGUUGAGAAAGUGCGAAGUCGCAAGAUUGAGAUUAAUCUGUACUGCCAUCCCUGCCAAGCCACUCUUUGCAUGUGCUAAAGAUAAUCCAGUCCUUUUUUAGAAAGGUCAAUAGAUGGCACAGUAACGCAUGUGUCUCCCAAACUAGUGACCUUUGUCGCUUCUGUGAUUUCGCAUGUCGUUUAUGUGGCACUUCCUAUUAUGCAGUACUGUGUGUACUGGCGGCACUCACAUGCACAGUUUUGGCAGUGAAAGCUAAGAUGGCCCGUACCAUGAUUUCACAUAUUGUUCUGUUCCCACAACCAGUCAUUCGUGCAUCGUCCAAUUUGGCUGAUGUAUUUUUUCUCACAUGACAACGGCAGCUCAUAAACAAUGUUUGUCUCACAUUUAACAAGGCCUUAUUCGUGGUUUUUCUGGCAACCCAGCCUCCUAGCACUGCAGUAGUUGGCCUUGCACAUCUGUCUAAACUGUCUGUCUGCCCCUGUGUCUUUUGUGUGCUAAAAGCUAAAAUAAAAUACCAACAUGCUGAAACUUAUCUUUCAAAUUUGUGCCAAGUUAGCAUGUUAAUUGCAGGUCAUCAUUGACAUGGUUAAAAUAAUGAAUUGCUAGUAUUUCACUUGACAAGUUAUAGUAAAGUUACAUUUGUCUUGACAACAGAAGCUUGUAUGUUACUUAUUCCAGUAACAAAAGUAUGAUAGUCUGUACGAUGUUGAUAGAACACCUAGGUAUUGAUGUCCAUUGUUAUAUUGGUCUGCGGAAAGGCUUGGGACAUCCUUUGUGCUUCUGUGUAAUAUUGUGGCAUUUUAUGCAGCCAGUAGAAUGCGCACUACUUUAGAAUGAACAUAUACAUCUGUGUCUCAUCUAAAAUACUUGGCCCUGAAAAAAAUAUUCUUGCUUGGCAGCUAUUGUGCUAUUGUUUCAGCAAACUGUUCUUAAAUUCAACAUAUUUUGAUUAUUAAGUACAAUGGUUCCGAGCAGGUGUUGUGUGUGUGUGCAAAGAAAUGAGGAUGUGUUCUCAGAUGAAGAUUCUUAUAAGCAUGCAGACUGGUUAGCAUUCCAUCUUUUAUGUGCCAAAAGACUCGAUGUAGCCAAAGAACACUAGUCAUUGCUGGCAUGAGCCCAAGACAAACUUGUGAUGGUGAUUGUCUUCGUAUCUACUCGUGAAUAAAUUACUUCGUACUGGA